AUGGCUUGGGCGAGGAAGCCGCUGGCAGCUGCCCUGGCCGUGGCGCUGCUCCUGGGUCUGUGCCGCGGCGACGUGGUGCAGUUCAUCUUCGGCGACUCACUGUCCGACGUGGGCAACAACAACUACCUGAAGAAGAGCCUCGCCCGCGCCGCGCUCCCGUGGUAUGGCAUCGACUUCGGCCGCGGCAUGCCCAACGGCAGGUUCUGCAACGGCCGCACCGUCGCCGACAUCGUGGGCGACAAGAUGGGCCUGCCGCGGCCGCCCGCGUUCCUGGACCCGUCGCUGGACGCCGACACCAUCUUCAAGAACGGCGUCAACUACGCCUCCGGCGGCGGCGGCAUCCUCAACGAGACGUCGUCCCUCUUUAUCCAGAGGUUCUCGCUGUACAAGCAGAUCGAGCUGUUCCAGGGCACGCAGGCGUUCAUGCGCGACAAGAUCGGCAAGGCGGCGGCCGACAAGUUCUUUGGCGAGGGGUUCUACGUGGUGGCCAUGGGCGCCAACGACUUCAUCAACAACUACCUCCUGCCCGUCUACUCCGACUCGUGGACCUACACCGGCGACACCUUCGUCAAGUACAUGGUCAGCACUCUGGAGGCGCAGCUGAAGCUGCUGCACGCGCUGGGCGCCCGGCGGCUGACCUUCUUCGGCCUGGGCCCGAUGGGGUGCAUCCCGCUGCAGCGGUACCUGACGUCCUCCGGCGGGUGCCAGGAGUCCACCAACAAGCUGGCGCGGAGCUUCAACACGCAGGCGGCCGCGCUGCUGGAGCGGCUGUCGGCGUCGCUGCCCAACGCCACGUUCCGGUUCGGCGAGGCGUACGACUACUUCCAGGACAUCAUCGACCGGCCCUACAUGUACGGGUUCAACAACUCGCGGGCGCCGUGCUGCACGCUGGGCCGGAUCAGGCCGACGCUCACCUGCACGCCGCUGUCCACGCUGUGCAAGGACCGCAGCGAGUACGUGUUCUGGGACGAGUACCACCCCACGGACAGGGCCAACGAGCUCAUCGCGCUCGAGACGCUCAGGAAGCUCAACAUCACCGUCGUCAACAACGGCACAUCCGGCUAG
Messenger RNA from Miscanthus lutarioriparius, 1065 nucleotides. NCBI's taxonomy places the organism in Eukaryota, Viridiplantae, Streptophyta, Magnoliopsida, Poales, Poaceae. The record is from the annotation of a GenBank genome assembly.